Messenger RNA from Linum trigynum, 804 nucleotides. NCBI's taxonomy places the organism in Eukaryota, Viridiplantae, Streptophyta, Magnoliopsida, Malpighiales, Linaceae. The record is from the annotation of a GenBank genome assembly.
AUGGAAACGAAACAGACCGAGAAAGAGAAUGAGAUUACUAGAAAGGAACUUGGAUUUGAGAAUGGUGAGUGCUGGUCGGCGAUUGUCACUGGAAAAAGCAGGGCGGGAGGAGUUAGCUUGUGGUGGAGAGAAGGACUACAAGUUACGGUGAUGUCUGGAUCCCUUAACCAUAUUGAUAGCAAAAUUGAUGAGGAUACAUAUGGAACAUGGAGGUUCUUGGGCAUUUAUGGUUGGCCAGAGGGAAGUGAAAAAUGGCUGACCUGGGAGCUUCUCCGUAGCUUGGCAGGGCAGUGGGAGGGCCCUUGGUUAUGCGGGGGCGACCUUAAUCAGGUUCUGACUGAAGCGGAAAAGGAGGGUGGUAACAGACCGAGUGUAACUGAGAUGUGGUUGUUCAAUGACUGCUUGUUAGAUAGAGGAGUCCAAGAUUUGGGUUUCCAGGGCUACAAGUACACUUGGGAUAACUCACGAGGUCAAGGAGGUUUUAUUGAGGAAAGGAUGGAUAGAUUUGUGGGGUCAGAUGCCUGGAGUGACAAAUUUCAAGAUGCGCGGGUACUCCAUCUUGACAAACGGAGAUCAAAUCAUAGACCGAUCAUUUGUGAUAGCUUGGGGGAGGAAGACGUUGAUCCAGCUUGGGGGAGGUCGUUCCGUUUCGACCCGAUAUGGGCCAAGCAUGGGGAUUGUGCACACUUGAUUCAACAAGCAUGGCAGCAGGGUGGCAUGAAUGAUAUAUGUUCAAAGUUGCAACAAUGCCGAGAGCAGCUGGGCAAUGGGGCAUGGAGGCCUUUCCGAACUUCAAAUUUUUGA